AUGAAAGACACGUCCAAGUAUCCGUUCCAAAAGACAGACGAAGAAUGGCGUGAGCAAUUGACCAAGGAGGAGUUUUACGUGCUUCGUCAAGGCGGCACGGAAGCGUACGGGAAGGGUGAGUUUUGUAAGUUCUUUCCCAAAAAUGGAUAUUUUUGCUGCAAGGCGUGCGACUUUCCUCUCUAUUCGGCCGCUUCGAAAUUCCACGACACGGGAUGGGACGCCUAUUCCAAGUCGUACUAUUCCUCGAACAGCGACGGAGAAGAAAAGCCUCACAUUGGAGUGAGGGGCAUCGAGAGAGAAGUUUGUUGCAACAAUUGCGGUAGCCAUUUAGGUCAUGUUUUUCAUCAUGGCAAUGGAAAAGAACGACAAUGA
Messenger RNA from Seminavis robusta, 372 nucleotides. The record is from the annotation of a GenBank genome assembly. NCBI's taxonomy places the organism in Eukaryota, Bacillariophyta, Bacillariophyceae, Naviculales, Naviculaceae.